Urocitellus parryii (Arctic ground squirrel) is the source of this 1457-nucleotide messenger RNA. Lineage: Eukaryota; Metazoa; Chordata; Mammalia; Rodentia; Sciuridae. The record is from RefSeq and is a predicted model, not a curated record.
GCAGAGGUGAACUGGACCCUGUGAGCACUCUCAGCUAAUAAAUGUGCCCUUAAAAGAUUCGAAACAUGAGAUUGCCUGCAAAGAUUAUUUGGUUGAUAUUGUGGACUGUUUGUACAGCAGAAGAUUGCCAAGGACCUCCUCCAAUAGGAGAUACAGAAAUUCUGUUAGGUUCCUGGCCUGACCAGCCUUAUACAGAGGGUACUCAGGCUACCUACAAAUGCCACCCUGGCUAUAGGACCCUGGGCACCAUCAAAAGGGCAUGCAGAAAUGGAGAAUGGGUGGCUCUUAAUCCAGGCAGGAUAUGUCAGAAAAAGCCCUGUGGACAUCCUGGGGAUACUCCAUUUGGUUCUUUUCAUCUUGAAGUAGGAAAUAAAUUUGAAUAUGGCGCAAAAGUUGUUUAUAAAUGUGAKGAGGGGUAUCGAAUGUUAAGCGAGAAUAAUUUCCGUGAAUGUAAAGCAGAAGGAUGGACAAAUGAUAUUCCUAUAUGUAAAGUUGUUACAUGUUUGCCAGUGACAGAACCAGAGAAUGGGAGAAUUAUCAGUAGUGCGAUAGAACCAGAUGAGGAAUAUUAUUUUGGACAAGUCGUGCAGUUUGAGUGUAAUUCAGGCUUCAAACAUGAAGGUCACAAAGAAAUAUAUUGUUCAGUAAAUGGUCAUUGGAGUAAUGAAAAACCAAGAUGUGUGGAAAUUUCCUGCACAUCGCCAGAAAUUAGAAAUGGGUAUUCUGUAUCUCCAAAGAAAAUUUAUAAGGAGAAUGAAAUAUUUCAAUAUAAAUGUAAUCAAGGUUUUGAAAACAGUGAAAGAGGCAAUGCUACAUGCACUAGUUCAGGAUGGAGUCCAAGUCCCUCAUGUGAAGAAGUAACAUGUAAUCCUCCUUAUAUUCCAAAUGGUGUUUACUCACCUUAAAGGAUUAAACACAGAACUGAAGAUGAAAUCAGAUAUGAAUGUAAAAGUGAUUUUUAUCCUGCAACCAGAGGAAAUACUGCAAAAUGUACAAGUAGUGGCUGGAUACCUCUUCCAAGAUGUAGCUUGAAACCUUGUGAUUUUCCAGAAAUAAAACAUGGACGUCUAUUCCAUAAAGAAAGAUAUAGACCAUACAUUCCAGUACCUAUAGGACAACAAUAUCUCUAUGCAUGUGAUUACAAUUUUGUGUCUCCUUCAAAAUCAUACUGGGGUUUCAUUCGUUGCACAAAAGAAGGGUGGCUGCCAGAAGUACCAUGCAUCAGACAAUGCAUUUUCAAUUUUGUGGAAAACGGACAUUACUCAGGUGAAACAAGACAUUUACUGCAUGAAUCUGUUAAAGUUGACUGUUAUCCUGGCYAUAGUCUUUCAAAUGGUCAAAACACAGUUACAUGUACAGAGAAUGGCUGGUCCCCUCCUCUCAAAUGCAUUCGGAUUAGUAAGUAAAAUGCUCUGAUAUCUAUACUCAUGAUUUUUUAAAGGCCCAUCUACAUUAAA